This is a messenger RNA of Perca flavescens (yellow perch), 537 nucleotides long. It is a transcript of the gene plaat1, whose product is annotated as phospholipase A and acyltransferase 1. Lineage: Eukaryota; Metazoa; Chordata; Actinopteri; Perciformes; Percidae. Bases 1 to 537 code for a protein of 178 amino acids. Gene Ontology annotation, cellular component: cytoplasm. Gene Ontology annotation, biological process: N-acylphosphatidylethanolamine metabolic process. The record is from RefSeq and is a predicted model, not a curated record. Gene Ontology annotation, molecular function: glycerophospholipid phospholipase A1 activity; A2-type glycerophospholipase activity. The transcript has 4 exons.
AUGGAUAAACAACAACAAAACUCCACUAUGGCCUCUAAUGACCCUGACCUUCCUGACCCCUCUGCUGACCCCCAGCCUGGUGACCUCAUUGAGAUCUUCAGACCAGCCUAUCAGCACUGGGCUCUCUACCUGGGAGAUGGUUACAUCAUCAAUUUAACUCCCGUUGAUGAGAACCAGGCAGCCGCCAUGUCCAGUGUGAAGUCCGUCUUCAGCCGGAAGGCAGUGGUGCGCAUGCAGCUGCUGAAGGAGGUGGUGGGAAGCGACUCGUACCGUGUCAACAACAAGUACGACCACAACCACACACCCCUACCCAUCUCGGAAAUCAUUCAGCGAGCUCAAGUCCUCAUUGGCCAGGAGGUGUCUUACGACCUGCUGGGGAGCAACUGCGAGCACUUUGUUACUCUUCUGCGCUACGGGGAGGGGGUGUCCGAGCAGGCUACACGGGCCAUUGGGGCCAUCAGUUUGGUGACGGCAGCAGCCAGUGCCUUCUCUGUCCUGGGACUGAUCAACACACGCUCCAGAAACAGGCCUUUCUGA